CAAAAAAAAAAAAUCCCCUUUUCACUGCCGCCGACCGGACCUCCCUAACUUUACCUCCCCUCUCCUCCACCGCUCCCCGUCCUCCAUCUCCGACGUCAUCCGUUACCAAUCAAAAUGUCGGACAACAUCCCUCUCGAAAUCCAAAUAGAAAUCAUUCAGAGAAUCCCUGACAUAAAAUCGGUAAUUCAGUACAGAUCGGUGUCGAAAUCAUGAAAGUCGAUGAUCGAUGGCAAAGAAUUCGUUACUGGCCAUACCCUCCGCCACAUCCAGCAGCAGCCCCGUCAUCUGCUUAUAAGGGGUCAAGAUUUCUUUGAUUCCCAGGUAAAAUAUGUGUCCAUUGUUGACGAUGAAACUUUCCCACAUCAAAAGUUCAAUUUGUUUGUUCCUGAUGUUUGUAAAGAUGCAAAAUUAGUGGGCAGCUCUUAUGGCUUGUUUUGCUUGUACGAUGAUAAAACAAGUAUGGUUGUUAUCUGGAAUCCUUCCAUACGGAAAACCGCCCUUACCACGGUCGUACCUUGUAAGCCGUGUAGUAUGAUUGAUGUUUUUUUUGGGGUUUGUCAUAACACCCUUGACCCUAAGAUUGUCAAGAUUACUAGAAUCACAAACCAAGUUGAGGUAUUUACAUUGAGUUUAGGGGCUUGGAGAUCUCCACUAAGCAACACUUGUCCUCGUAAAUGGAUUUCAAUGGGGAUUAUGGGAUCCUCUCAGGCAUUUGACGGAUUUAUUUAUUGGGAUGCCCUUGAUACGAAUAAUGAGGGUCCACGGAAUGUCAGUCUCAUUAUGUCAUUUGAUCUGACAAGUGAAGAAUUCACGGAACUAUACCUCCCUACUACCCCUUUUGCGUAUUUGUAUGUAUCUACUCUAAGGGAGUCUAUUGGUGUUUUUGACCUCCAUUUAGACACACGCCCACAAGUUGUUAACGUAUGGAUAAUGAGAGGGCGUGGUUGUACGAGAUCCUUUGAAAAGCUGUACCACAUUAACCUAUCUGAUGCAUCGAUAAGUAUACCACGGGCGUUCCGAAGCAGUGGUACACCCAUAGCUGAAAUGGAGAAUAACCAGUUCGAUUCACCUGUUGCACUUGCUGCUUAUGAACCCGGAUCAAAAGACAUCACUGAAAUUUGGAACCAUGGAAUAGCAUAUGCAUUCCGUGUGCAUUCCUACAUGGAAACACUACUUUUGCUUGGUCAUUGAUAUCUCAGUAUUUGCUUCGCAAAUAAUUGAAGGCAAGUUAUCAACAGUAUUUGUUCUAUCAAAGAUAUUAUCAACAUCGCAAAGUAUGAAUUUAAGAAUAGAGGGUUUUUUACACAUGCAAGUUGGCGUUCUGAAGAUUCACGAGUAGGAUUUAAACACAAAAGCAAGCCUUGACAACUAAAGCAAGGAAGGCCAUUCCUGAUUUUGUCAAUCUUGAAGAUAUUAAUCUUCCACAGGAUGCUGUUAAGUGAAAUUUGAAUCCAGUACCUUGCCUGACAUUUUUCUUGACAUGAUGGAUAUUGAUAACUACAAGUCUACAACCCAAACUGUACAGAUCGGUGUCGAAAUCAUGGAAGUCGAUGAUCGUUGGCAAAGAAUUCGUUACUGGCCAUACCCUCCGCCACAUCCAGCAGCAGCCCCGUCAUCUGCUUAUUAGGGGUAAAGAUCACGGUGAUCUACAGAAUAAGGUAAAAUAUGUGUCCAUUGUCGAUGAUGAGUGAUGACACUUUCCCACAUCAAAAGUUAGUUAAUUUGUUUGUUCCUGAUUUUUGUAAAUAUGCAAAACUAGCGGGUAGCUCUCAUGGCUUGUUUUGCUUGUACAAUAAUAUUAAAAAUA
Molecule: messenger RNA, 1807 nt
Organism: Erigeron canadensis
Lineage: Eukaryota; Viridiplantae; Streptophyta; Magnoliopsida; Asterales; Asteraceae
Product: F-box/kelch-repeat protein At3g23880-like
Exons: 3
Coding region: 220-1191 (323 amino acids)
Source: RefSeq, a predicted model, not a curated record